UUGUGGAAAACAGGUGGUGACAUAAUGGGUAUAGGAGUGGGUAUGAUGAGAAUUAAACCAGAGGGAGUGCAUUAAGAGAAUGGAGUAGUUUGAGCCCUGCUGCUGUUAACAUAAGGCCUGUCCACUGAGGUCCUCUGUGCUGGGUGACGAUGAGGGACCGUCUGGACGAGCUGCGUCAGAGGGCCCAUGACGGAGCAGAGGAGGGUGACAGCUCCAACCCGUUCUCAGGGGAGCAGCAGGAUGACGAGGACGCAGCGGUGGUCGGGGUCGUCACUCCCGAGGCCGUGGUCUUUGAGGAGGAGCCUGUCAUAGACAAUCUUCUGUCUGACAUCCAGCAGAUCCGAGAUGACAUCACUGCGCUGGACACAGAGGUGGUUAAGUUCAGCCAGCAGCAAAAGACCCUGGUGGCCACUAUGCGUCGUUUCAGCGUGAUGAAGAAGGAGAGCAGCAUCACGAGGGACAUCAAGCUCCAGGCCGAGAGCAUCCACCGGAGACUGGACUCCCUCUCCAAACAGGUGCAGCGGACGAGCGAGCUGGAGGGGCCCGGCUCAGUCACCGCCCGCAUACAGAAGUCCCAGCAUGCAGCACUGUCACGCAAGUUCCACCAGGUCAUGCGUCUGUACAAUGAGAGUUUGCUGAGUAAGCAGGAGCGCUGUAGACACUUUAUUAUGCGUCAGUUGGAGGUCUCUGGGCGCGAUGUGACGGAGGACGAGGUGAAUGAGAUGGUGGCCUCCGGGAAGUGGGAGGUCUUCAAUGAGAACCUCCUCAACGACGCCCGCAUCACUCGCUCCCAGCUCUCUGAGAUCGAGCAGAGGCACAAGGAGCUGCUGAGCCUGGAGAACAACAUGAAAGAGCUGAGAGACCUGUUUAUGGACAUCUACAUGCUUGUGGAGGAACAGGGCGCCUUCAUAGACCACAUCCAGACCAACGUGGAGCGGACUCAGGACUAUGUGGCCGCCACUAAUGAGAAAUUCAAACUGGCCGCGCGAUACAAGAAGAAAAACCCUUUACGCCGACUGUGCUGCUGCUGCUGUCCGCCCUGGAGAUGCUGCUUAUAACACAGUGUACCAUUAGCGCAUAGCAUUUACAGACAAUCUUGGGGGGUGCUCAAGUGAGAGAUGGUGGAGCAGGGCCAGUGGAGCGGAGAAAACAAUUAAGUGUAAAGGCCAGAUUUGGUAUUUGAUGCGCUUGUUGGCUUCAGGAGGAUGUGUAUUGGAGUGGACAUUUUUAGUCAGUGCUGUAACAAGGCUGCUGCUUAAAGAGAGGCCGGCUGUUAGCUGAUACAGGUCACGAGACAACGCCACUGCCUCACGAGCGGAUAGGGUAAUUUAUCACAGAUUUAUUUUGUAUUUUAUAGCACAGUUAUAAAUUCUUUUUAACUGCACUUUAUGACUUAAACCACUUAUGAGGUAUGUGACUAUAAAGAGGGCUGUAUGUGUUGUCAGUUGAGUUUAAAGUGCACUAACUUUUCCAGUGGAGGUUCUGCUGUCGAUUUGUCUCCAUAAGGAUUAUAUUGUUUUGUUUAGAAUGUUCCAUUGUACGGCAUUAUCUUAACUGUCUCCAUGGAUAAACUGGAUAAAAGUAAGAAGUACUUUCCGUGUGGAUCAAUAAAGUUAAUCUAAGUCUAAGGAUAAAGGCAGUAAAUGUUUUUCAAGGUACUGUUUUAGUAAGAAUAAAUGCACUUAAUAAACGCAGCGUAAAUACGAUGAACGUCUGGUGGAACAUUCUUGGCAAGGCUGUUACAUCUCCACGGAGACGAGUCGGCGGAUGACUCUAUAACGGAAAAGUUACAUAAUGCAUUUCCUAGUGAGCCAGAGUGUUGGACAUGCGUGCAGACAUUUUUAAAAAUAUUCCAUCCAGUCCUUGUAUUUGCAGAGGUUGCUAAUGUUAGGCUAGUGCAUGUCAAUGGCCAUAGUUAGCCUGCAACUAAA
Boleophthalmus pectinirostris (great blue-spotted mudskipper) is the source of this 1931-nucleotide messenger RNA. RefSeq names its product syntaxin 19 (gene stx19). Bases 150 to 1058 code for a protein of 302 amino acids. The record is from RefSeq and is a predicted model, not a curated record. Gene Ontology annotation, molecular function: SNARE binding; SNAP receptor activity. Gene Ontology annotation, biological process: exocytosis; synaptic vesicle fusion to presynaptic active zone membrane; intracellular protein transport. Lineage: Eukaryota; Metazoa; Chordata; Actinopteri; Gobiiformes; Gobiidae. Gene Ontology annotation, cellular component: presynaptic active zone membrane; synaptic vesicle; plasma membrane. The transcript has 5 exons.